This is a messenger RNA of Cuscuta campestris, 1580 nucleotides long. NCBI's taxonomy places the organism in Eukaryota, Viridiplantae, Streptophyta, Magnoliopsida, Solanales, Convolvulaceae. The record is from the annotation of a GenBank genome assembly.
AGGCAGAAAAAUGCUCAAAAAAAUAAUAGAGAGUUCAGAAAAAUAAACAGAGAACAGCAAUUCGUACCAGAUCAGAUAUGGACGGAUCGUCGUCAGGAGGUGGAGAACGACCUUUGAUGGCGGAAAUUAGGGCUAGAAGACUAUAAGAGAAGAUAUAUACUAGAGCAAAUCAGAUAUGGUCUGUUGUCAAGACUUCUUUCCUCUAUCUUCCACCACCUUCCUUUCCUUUUCUACACUCAAGCCCCCAAAGCUCUCUUCACCACUCUCUCCAAACCCCUCCAAUGGCAGGAGACUCCCAAGCUCCACCAAAGCAAACACCUACCAACCCAACCAAGUACUUCAAACACUUCAUGUUCAAACCCCUGCUCAUCACAGUCUUCCUUGUCUCUCUCCUCCUCCUCCCUCCUCAGGCCCCGGAGUUCCUCAGCCAAUCUCUGGGCAGCACAGUCUGGGAACUCCUCCAGCUCGUCUUCGUCGGAAUCGCGGUCUCCUACGGCCUCUUCAGCUGGAAAUCUGAUUACCCAGACAAGGAAAAUGGGGGAGAAGCCAAGUUUGAGAAUGCCCAUUCUUUUGUCUCUGGGUUGCUCCAGGUCUCGUCUGUUUUUGAUGAUGAUGGUGGCGGUGGCGGUGGUGGGUCCGGGGGUAUUUCUGUCAUGGAUGAGAAAAUCGAUGGGAAUUGCAGGAAUAUUGUGCAGACUUGGAGUAAUCAGUGCAGAAGGGGAGGACCAAUGGCAGUUUCUGGCGUUGAGGAACAAAGGGGUUGUUUUAGUGUUACCAGAGAGAUUUCAAGAAUUGGUGAAAAACCCCUUCUUUUGCCCGUCAGGAGCUUGAAAUCAAGAAUUGAGGAUGGUGAGGGCAAAAUGGAAAGAAAGGGUUCUGUCAAUAAAGAAGAACAGGAAGAAGAAGAAGAUGUGAAUCCUGUUCUUCCCUCUCCAAUCCCAUGGAGGUCAAGAUCAGGGAGAUUCAUCCAGAUGAAGCAAGAUUCUGAACCCCUUCCUGAGCCCGAACUCGCAGACGAGCCCGGGGACGACGAACGUGGGUCCCGCGAUGGUAGUCCAGAUGAUGAUGAUCAUCAUCAUCAUCAUGAGAGUGGUGCAGAAGAUGAUUACAGUGAUGAUGGUGAUCAUAGUAGUGGAGAUGAAGAAGAUGAAGAUGAUGAUGAUGAAGGGAGAGAUGUUGAUAAGAAAGCUGCUGAGUUUAUUGCAAAAAUCAAAGAGCAGAUCAGGAUGCAGAGGGUUGAUUCUAUCAAAAAAUCCGCAUGAUGCUAAUACCACUUUGUGAAAUGGGGAGUUUCCUUUUUAAAAAAAAAUUACUUUUAUUAAUUCUUAAAAUCAUUUCUGUGUUUUUUUCUUCUUGACUUCCAUCUUCAAUUCCAUAACUGCUGCAGUUAAUUGGCAUGUUUCCAGAUUUUAUGGAUUACGAAGUACUAAACUUGCUAUAUCUGAUAUAUAUAUGUAUACAUACUCCAAGUUCAUGUUUUGCACUUUUAAUGUCAACAAAGUUGUACCAGUGCAAUAUUUGCCUUAUUUUGUUUAACUGGAAUUGACAAUUGAAGUUUCAACUAAAUUUUGGAGUCUGGG